AUGGCCACCGUUACUACACAAGCUUCCGCGGCGGUUUUCCGGCCAUGUUGUUUGAAAUCGAGGUUCCUUAGUGGUUCUUCCGGGAAGUUGAACAGAGAAGUGGCUUUUAGGCCUGUUGGUUGUUCACCUUCUGCUUCUUUUAAAGUUGAAGCUAAGAAAGGAGAGUGGUUACCAGGCUUGGCCUCCCCAGGUUACCUCACUGGAAGUCUUCCCGGAGACAACGGAUUUGAUCCACUGGGACUCGCAGAGGAUCCAGAGAAUUUGAGGUGGUUUGUUCAAGCCGAGCUAGUGAACGGGCGUUGGGCUAUGUUGGGUGUUGCAGGAAUGUUACUCCCUGAGGUAUUCACAAGCAUUGGAAUCAUCAACGUUCCAAAAUGGUACGAUGCAGGGAAAGCAGAAUACUUUGCUUCAUCUUCAACACUCUUUGUGAUUGAGUUCAUUUUGUUCCAUUAUGUUGAGAUUAGAAGAUGGCAAGACAUUAAGAACCCUGGCAGUGUUAACCAAGAUCCUAUCUUUAAGCAAUACAGCUUGCCGGAGGGUGAGGUUGGUUACCCUGGCGGGAUCUUUAAUCCUUUGAACUUCGCACCAACUUUGGAGGCUAAAGAGAAGGAAAUUGCAAAUGGGAGAUUGGCGAUGUUGGCGUUCUUGGGAUUUAUAAUUCAGCACAAUGUGACAGGGAAAGGACCAUUUGAUAACCUGUUGCAGCACAUCUCUGAUCCAUGGCACAACACCAUUGUUCAAACACUGGGUGGAAACUAA
This is a messenger RNA of Lathyrus sativus (Indian pea), 759 nucleotides long. NCBI's taxonomy places the organism in Eukaryota, Viridiplantae, Streptophyta, Magnoliopsida, Fabales, Fabaceae. The record is from the annotation of a GenBank genome assembly.